Molecule: messenger RNA, 665 nt
Organism: Zingiber officinale
Lineage: Eukaryota; Viridiplantae; Streptophyta; Magnoliopsida; Zingiberales; Zingiberaceae
Product: peptide methionine sulfoxide reductase B5-like
Exons: 3
Coding region: 16-483 (155 amino acids)
Biological process (GO): protein repair; response to oxidative stress
Molecular function (GO): peptide-methionine (R)-S-oxide reductase activity
Source: RefSeq, a predicted model, not a curated record
UUAAAAUGCCAUCAAAUGCGUCCCCUUCGACAAUCCCCAUUCUUUCGCCGAGUUGGGAGGAACAGUGCGGUGAUGGCGUCCACGGUGUCCGUGCAGAAGACCGAGGAGGAGUGGAGAGCGAUCCUCUCGCCGGAGCAGUUCCGGAUCCUUCGCCUCAAGGGGACUGAGGCUCGUGGUACAGGAGAGUACAACAAGUUGUAUGCUGGCGGUGCUUACAACUGUGCCGGUUGUCAAACACCGCUCUACAAAUCCACAACUAAGUUCGAUUCUGGUUGCGGCUGGCCAGCUUUUUACGAGGGUCUACCCGGAGCCAUAAAUCGCUCGCCCGAUCCCGAUGGACGGAGAACUGAAAUCACUUGCGUAGCUUGUGGCGGGCACUUGGGUCAUGUUUUUAAAGGGGAAGGAUUCGGGACUCCUACAGAUGAGCGACACUGCGUCAACAGCGUCUCCAUCAAAUUUAUUCCUGCCAACGAGAACAAGUAGAUUACAUCCGUCUAAGUAUUUUCUUCUCAAAUUAUUGAAUAAUGGGCGAUAUUAAAUUGCCAAAAUGCUCCUUCAAGUUCUUUAGAUCAUUCGUGCCCUCGCAAGGUUUGGAAAUUCUAAAACAUUUGACUUGUUUAAACGUUUGUGUCAUUUUCAAAUAUUAAAUUGUAGGCGUUAAAUGA